AUGCUCUGCGCAAUCUCUGGCGAAGCUCCCCGCGAACCCGUUGCCUCGCGCAAAUCGGGCAACGUCUUCGAAAAGCGCCUCAUCGAAGCCCACAUCUCAGAACACCACACCGACCCCGUUACUGGCGAGGAUCUCGCGACGGAGGACCUCAUCGAGCUCAAGUCGCCCAAUGUCGUCACUCCGCGCGCGCCCAACUUCACCUCGAUACCCGCCAUGCUUAGCGCCUUCCAGAAUGAGUGGGAUGCGCUGGUUCUGGAGACGCAUACGCUCAAGCAGCACUUGGCGCAAACGAGGCAGGAGCUGAGUACUGCGCUGUACCAGAACGAUGCGGCGACGAGGGUCAUCGCGCGGAUAUCAAAGGAAAGGGACGAGGCGCGCGAGGCGUUGUCCAACGUCACCAUCAGUGGAAGCGGCCAGGGCGAUGCCAUGCAGGUGGACGGCCAGGGCCUGCCUCAGCAGCUUGUAGCUCUUGUGGAAGAGACACAGCAAGAACUCUUCGGCACCCGACGAAAGCGACCUGUGCCGGCAGACUGGACCUCUGGGGACGCCAUCUCCAACUACGACGUUGCCAAAACGACCGAAUCUCUAUACCCAGGCAGCACCAAGAUUGCGGUCAACGAGGCACAGAACGUGCUAUUCGGUGGAGCGGAUGGCACCACGGGCGUCUACUCACUGACCCAGGGCAAGGUCCUGGAGACAUUUAAUGCAGGCAGCGCAGUCACAUCGGUGGCAUGGUGGGGAGAGCGCGCCCUUGUUGGGACAUCGGCAGGCACAGUCAAGGUGUUCUCCAACGGGGAUGACGUUGCGCAAAUAGCUUCUCACGCCGGAGCUGUCACGUCCAUGUCCGUACAUCCCAGCGGCAAGAUGCUCGCAACCGCCGGCGCCGACAAGCGAUACGCCAUCCACGAACUUACAACCUUCAAGACGGUCUCGCAAGUCUACGUCGAAGCCGAAAUCACAUGCGUCUCGUUCCACGUAGACGGCAUGCUUUUCUUCAUCGGAAGCUCCGACGGCAACAUCCGCAUCUACGACAUCAAAACUGGCACACAAAUGGCCGAACUCGCCACUUCGGCUCCCGUCGUUGAUCUCAAGUUUUCUGAGAACGGAACUUGGUUCGCCGUCGUACAGGAAAACUCGUCCAGUGUCGCGAUUUGGGACAUCAGGAAGCAGGCUGCCAUCCACACGCUUGAAUCUGGCAGCCCGGUUAAUAGCGUUAGCUGGGACUACACCGGCCAGUUCUUGGCAAUUGGUGGAACUGGCAGUGUUUCGGUGCAGCAGUACACCAAGGCGACGAAGAGCUGGGCUGAGCUUGUCAGGAAGGCAGCGCCAGCAAAGGAUGUCGCUUGGGGUGGCAGGGCCGAGAAUGUUGUGGCACUGACCACCGAGGGUGGUUUGGCAGUGCUGACAGCGCCUUAG
Messenger RNA from Alternaria arborescens, 1416 nucleotides. RefSeq lists its product as hypothetical. The record is from RefSeq and is a predicted model, not a curated record. Gene Ontology annotation, biological process: mRNA splicing, via spliceosome; DNA repair; protein ubiquitination. Gene Ontology annotation, cellular component: cytoplasm; U2-type catalytic step 1 spliceosome; Prp19 complex. NCBI's taxonomy places the organism in Eukaryota, Fungi, Ascomycota, Dothideomycetes, Pleosporales, Pleosporaceae. Gene Ontology annotation, molecular function: ubiquitin protein ligase activity; protein binding. The coding region runs from base 1 to 1416 and encodes 471 amino acids. The transcript is spliced from 2 exons.